UCCAUACCCCACCAUGCUCGACACGCUCUAGACGGCCUUACCGCACCUAACCGACUCGAAUUUGCUCCAUCGCCAGGCAUUGCGGCAUUGUCUCUUGCGAUGGCUAUGUCGUAAAACGUGUAUAUCCUUCACCCCCUGCAAAUAUGCCUACCUACUUCGCGCGCGGCGUCUCGGUGCGCCUGGGCGCAAUUCCGCUCGGUGAUACGACUACAGCAAAGAUCAUACUAAGAAAGGGAGAUGCAGCCAAGCAGCAGUCUGCACUAGCUGAAAAGAGGCUGUUGAAGAGCAAACUGUUGAAGGAAGAGCAGGUGCCUUUCCCAGGUGAUGAGGCUGCCUUCCAGCUCAACUGGCUCGCACAGGCGCCUUUCAUGCAAACACGGGUCGGGAGCGACAUAUACGAAGGGGAACUUUCUAGAGACGCGCAGGAAGCGACGAAGGAUGUCUCGCAGCGCACACUGAAAGCACUCACACUCCACGUCAACCUCUCCGAGCAGACCUACGUCUCCGGCCUCUACGACCAGAGAACAUCGCUCAAGAUCGAGGUCUUCUUCAAUGGAACACUCGCCGCAUGUCUGUCCAUGCCCAACUACGACGGCAGAUCUGGCUCGAAAGACCAUCACCAGGUUUUCGCGGGCACCAGAGUCGACUUUCUCGCUGAGCGGCCAUGGGUCGUCCUACCACGUGGAGUAGCCGCAGACGGCAGUACUGAGAAGAACAACACACCACCCCCGAUAGAGCAGCGAUGGCAACACAUUGGCCAGGCGCUCCAAGCUGAAGUACGCGAACGGGGUACCGAUAAACAAGGCAACAUCCCCCCUACUGCCGAGUUCCUCCGCGCGCUUGCCGCAACGCAAAUGCCGGAGGAAGCACACAGUAUGCAGAAGCCAGGUGGAAAGACUUUCGGAGUCAUUGACGUGGUCAUCACAUCUGGAGAGGGUAGGAAGCUCACCAGCGGCGUGGGCUAUCUGAAGGCACCGAAGCGCAUGAUCGACGAAAGCUACCCGUUUGUCCUAGGAACCGAUGGCAGUACCAUGCAUCUACGUGUCGAUGCGUCCAGCAAGAGCGAGAGCGACGCGGUGCCUCCAGGUGCCAUCGAGCCAAGCUCAGAGGUCAUCGACGUGGAUGCAGAAGGAGACAGCGAUCCAGAGUAUGGAUUUCAUACAAAGAGACGGGCUCUCCGGUCCGGUGUGCAGAUGAAGCGGGAUGUGUCACCUAUUCUGCCAUCAGCUCUGACCAUAGAGCCUUGGACAGCGUCGAACCCACCACUCACUGGUGUCAGAUCGAGCGUUCCAGUACUUAUUGCACCAAACACUACAUAUCCAAGACUUGCGUCUUCACCAGUCCGGAGAAGUGCAGACACUCCCAACAUAUCGCGUGCAUCGGAGACUGGACGAGCGCAUGCGCAGGACACGGUACACACUCCAGAAGCGGAGCCCACGUCGCGUGUAGGGUUCAAUCCGAAGAUGUUGUAUCCAGAUUCGACCUUGAACCAGCAGACGAUUCAGAUGUAUCCAUCGCCAUAUAUCAUUUUAUUCUCUGAUCCAACCUUAGGAGGAGUCGCUCCCAGUGAUCUCAUGCGUCAGUGGGCGGGCGACAACGCCGGUCUGACGUCUAGUCCACUUGAUCGCUUUCCCGCGGCUUUCCAGGGCACAGGCUACCAGUACUCGUCAUCUUUUCCUACACGUGUACCAAGACUCAGACACGCAGCCCCGAGGUCCAGUCUGCAAGCGAAUUCUUCGCCCGGAGAAGUACGCGAUGGCUCACUCGAUACCCAAUAUACGCGUCCAAACUACACCAUAUCCGGUAAGGGUCCUCCCUUCUAUGGAGCUCCCGAGAGCUACAAGCCAGAAAUGUUAUCGCAAGCCGCAACCCUCCAUGAACAUCGGGAAUCUGGACUACCGCACCUGUCAUUUCCGGCUUUUGACCGCAGACUGUCCAUGCCACUACCACCAGCAGCUUUGUACUCAGUACCUACAAAGCCAAAACGAAGUGUCUCUCUGAAGAAAGCACCACCUCCGAAACAGCCGGUGAAGACAAAUUCCAACUUCGUGAUCAGACGCUUGGUAGUCUACGGGCAAGAUAGAUCAAUUAUAGUGGACCAUAGGUGGGAGCCUGCACUGCGUUUAGUCGUGGCUUCCAACAGCCCAGUCAAGAAUCCGACUACACAGAACACAGUCCCAGGAGAUGGUGGACAGAUAAGAUCUGUCGAGUCAAAGAAGGCAAAUACCGACUCUCGCAGUUCAAGAAAAAGAACGGUCCGGAUGGGAACGCCGCCACCUACAUCACCAUUAGAGCACGCGAAGACUGACCUGCCCCUCGCUUUCGACGACCAACACCAACACGAGACCAGCACUUUCCUACCGAAUGCUGUCAUUGACCAACCCACCUCUAUUGUCAAGAACUCUACUCCAACGGUCGAACGACAUAUGGCAGAGGUCAAACUGCAUGGCGACCAGCUGAGUACUGAUUCGGGCAGCCAGAGUAUACAUGCAACCGAACAAAGACUCUCGCGUCGUAAAACUUCUAGCAACAACAUUCUUGCUGUGCAGGGCCCAAAGGCAAAUCCAUUCUGGUUCGAGGAUCCAGAAGAAAUUCUUCGUGAAGCAUCUGCGCGACUACGUCGAUCUCGCCCCUCCGCCAAACCAAGAAACACGCCUGAUGCAGCACCGUCGCCCAAGGUCGCGGAACAGGUCGUCCAGAACUCUAAAAUCUGGGACACUGCUACAUCUUCCCCUCUGUCCAGCCUACAUACGACUCCUGAGCCCGAUAUGGAGCCCAUUUCAUACACCCGGUCACCUCAAGCACCUAUAAGAUUGUCUCCUGCUCCUAUUCCGCAAGCAGAUGGCUCACCGGAACGCAAAACCUUGCGCGAAUCACGUCGCGGCAACGAAACUCAAUCUCCAGUGAAGCUCACUUCAACCCUCACGACACCCCAACUCGUGCGCCACAAACCCUCUACACCUCAAUCCUCUGCUACGAAGAAACGCAAAAGUCUCCACCGCACCUUACCCAAGGAGCCUCGCAGUCCCACGCGCCUAAAGACAAACAGCAACCCAUCGCUCAACAGGGAUUGUGUCAUUGCGUACGCGGAGAGCAAGGACAAGAAAAACAAACAGGGCGUUCUAAGGCAGGUGAAGAGUGAAAGGCAGGGAGUGUUCAGCGAAAACGAUGUCGUCUUUGCAGCCAGAUUCUUCGUGGAGGAGUAAGCAGAUGUUACAUGGCCUGCGGAUGAAGAAGUGGAAGCACGCAUGAGACGUGCGGAAGAUGUAUGUAAAAUCUGUACGCUCAUGAUGUGCGAGCCUCAGUGUUUCUGAAUACACGCGAAACGCGAGCUCCGUGCAGUUUACAUCAUGUAAUGAAGGUUUGUUCAUCCCAAUCAUAGAGAAUUCAAUGCGUAGGAAACAACGAUGAAUAAAUCAUCUGCACCAUGAGCUUUGUUCCGUCCUUGGAAAGUGGCAGGUUCUGAGAUCGCGUCAUAGCGUCAUCGUGUCAUC
Messenger RNA from Alternaria rosae, 3494 nucleotides. RefSeq lists its product as uncharacterized. NCBI's taxonomy places the organism in Eukaryota, Fungi, Ascomycota, Dothideomycetes, Pleosporales, Pleosporaceae. The record is from RefSeq and is a predicted model, not a curated record. Bases 144 to 3206 code for a protein of 1020 amino acids. The transcript is spliced from 2 exons.